CCCCUCACCCCCCCCACCAUGGACUGUUCUCCCUGCUGCCCUCUGGGAAGAGGCUUCACACAGUUACCUCUUUAAAGCAUCAAUUUUGUUAAUUAUAAGAAAAAGAUGAAAAUGUCUCAAAGGUUUUGCAGAGAAACUUCAACACAAUCUAAACUUCAUUUUGGAACAGGAAAAACAUCUCUGUUCUUUGCUUCAGUUUCUCUGUUAUGUCAGAAAAAUUGAAGCUUUCUGAAAUAUUUUCAACAUUUAAAAACAGACUGCAGCUUUAACCUUGCUCUCCUGUUCUUCAUUCCUUCAGGUCUUUAACAGCAUCAUGUCUGUUAUUACAGGGAAGGUGGUUCCUGAUCAUCUGACUGAGGAGAGGAGCUCUGUUCCAGAUCUAAACACUUUAGACGCUGAUGAAUUAAAAGAGGAACUGGAUCCUGUGCAGAUUAAAGAGGAACAAAAUAAAACGAAACCAAAGCAGAUGACUGAGAGAAAAGAAGAACUAGAAACUCAACCAGGUAACAAGGAAGAAUUUGAAGAUUGUAGGUUUUACAAUGAAAGACUGGUCUUAGUGAAGCAAGAGACCAGCACCUUUAUGGAAAGUCCUUCUGAUAAAGAAGUAUUCCUAAAUGGACCAGAAUUACAACUGAUGGUGGAGACAAAGGAAGAACCGGAAGCUUGGCAAGUUAAAGAACCGGAAGCUUGGCAAGUUAAAGAACAACUUGAAAUCUUUCAGGAUGAAGGGCUGGUUUUAGUGAAGGAGGAGUCUACUUACUUCACUCCUGUCAAUCAGAAGGACUCCAAUAAACCAGAAACUAUUGAGAGACAUUUGCUCAGUUCAACCCUCACUGAAGCUGAGAAGCAACAUCAGCAAGACUGCAGACCAAAUGUAGAAAAAGAGCUGAAGCCAAAGGAAAAAGGCAAAAGAAACCCAAAACAAAGACACUAUAUGAAAAACUCAAAAGAAAUGAUACAUAAAGAGAAGUUACAUUUAGAUGACAAAUAUUUCACUACUCAGCAAAAGUUAAAUGUACAGAUGAGAAUUCCUAAGGGGGAGAAGCCUUUCUCCUGUCUUACCUGUGGAAAAGGUUUUCCUAAGCAACAUGUCCUGACUGUGCACAUGAGAACUCACACAGGGGAGAAACCCUAUUCUUGUGAGUUGUGUGAGAAAGCAUUUCGAGACCAUAAAAAUUUAAUUUUUCACCUGAGAACUCACACUGGUGAGAAGCCUUUCUCCUGCCUGAUCUGUGGAAAAGGUUUCACUUCGAAACUAGCUCUUAAGGCACACAUGAGAACUCAUACAGGAGAGAAGCCUUUCUCUUGUGACACCUGUGGGAAAAAGUUCUCUAAACCACAGCAUUUGACAAUGCACAAAAGAACUCACACAGGUGAGAGGCCUUUCCCCUGUCUGACCUGUGGAAAAGAUUUCUUUCGGAAACCCUCUCUGACUGCACACCUAAGAACUCACACAGGAGAGAAGCCAUUCACUUGUCUGACAUGUGGAAAAAGUUUUACUCGGAAACAUGCUGUGACUGCGCACAUGAGAACUCACACAGAUAACAAACCCUAUCGUUGUGAGUUGUGUGAGAAAUGUUUUCGAGACCAUAGAAAUUUGAUUUGUCACCUGAGAACUCAUACUGGUGAGAAGCCUUUCUCCUGUCAGACCUGUGGAAAAGCUUUCACAAGGAAACCUGAUCUGAGCGCACACAUGAGAACCCACGCUACUAAGAAGCCAUAUCCUUGCGAGUUGUGUGAAAAAUCCUAUCGGGAUCGCAGCAACUUGAUUUACCAUAUGAGAACUCACACAGGGGAAAAGCCUUUCUUAUGUCAUACUUGUGGAAAAGCUUUCUCCACACAACCCACAUUGACUGCACAUAUAAGAACCCACACAGGUGAGAAGCCAUUUGCUUGCAAACUUUGUAAUAAAUCUUUUGUUAACAGUGGUACUUUGGUUUGCCACAUGAGGACUCACACAGGGGAGAAGCCUUUCUCCUGUCAGACCUGUAGAAAAACCUUCUUUAGUAAACCUGCCCUCACUGCACACAUCAGUACUCACACAGGUCAGAAACCCUUUCCCUGUGAGUUGUGUGAAAAAUCUUUUCAGAACCGCAGUUAUUUGGUUUGUCAUGUUAGAACUCACACAGGGGGAAAGCCUUUCUCAUGUCAGAUCUGUAGAAAAGGUUUCUCUAAGCAACCUACCCUGAAUGCACACAUAAGAACCCACACAGGUGAGAGGCCCUUUACUUGUGAUUUGUGUGAGAAAUCUUUUCGAGACCGUAGUAAUUUGAUUUGCCACCUGAGAACUCACACAGGUGAGAAGCCUUUCUCCUGUCUUACCUGUGGAAAAGGUUUCCUGAGGAAACCUGCCCUGACACUACACGAGAACUCACACAGAUAAGAGGUGUGUUUGGAAAAUUUAGAUUUCUCUUAUUUAAUAUAUUGAUUUAUGCUUUUUACUUGCUAUAAAAAGUUUUUCGCUUAGUCUGUUUCACCUGCAAAGCGAGUGAGGGUUGUUUGUAGACAAAACAUACUUAUUUCCAUAACAAGCCAGAUUCUUAAGGUUUAUUCAUAACAUGUUACUGUUUAACCAAAGUGUCUGUAAUUUGUUUUGACUCUGACUACUUUCCUUUAUUGUAAGUAAGGAGGAACAAACGCUGCUCAUGCAGAACAGGACUGAUUACCUUGCAAAAAGGGACGUAUGAUGAACUGUUCUCUCUUUGCAAAGACAAAAUACAAUGCCAACUGAGUCAAAUCCAUCGAUCUCCAUUUUUUAAACUGGAGUUAAUAGUU
Cyprinodon variegatus (sheepshead minnow) is the source of this 2775-nucleotide messenger RNA. Its product is annotated as gastrula zinc finger protein XlCGF57.1-like. The record is from RefSeq and is a predicted model, not a curated record. The transcript has a single exon. Bases 314 to 2383 code for a protein of 689 amino acids. Gene Ontology annotation, biological process: regulation of cytokine production; regulation of immune system process; negative regulation of transcription by RNA polymerase II. Lineage: Eukaryota; Metazoa; Chordata; Actinopteri; Cyprinodontiformes; Cyprinodontidae.